CCUCUGGGCGUCGACUUUCAAAAUUUCAGUUGCGCUCCGAUGGAUUGCCGAACUUCGGCGGCGGCUACGGCGGGGGCUUUCGUCUCACCUUAUGAUCAUCUUUUUCAUGCGCUCUCCUUAAUUCCGUUCUCUCACUAUUUCUUAGCGGCAUUCUUGAUGUUUCUCACUUUUCUGUACAAUUUCUUGGAGAUUCAUUUCCUUCAUGAUUUGCUCACCGGAUUUAAAGGCGAUCCGGUGGUGUUGACCUACAAUUCCUGCUCCGAUCUUUACCAGUUAGUGGCCGCAAAGUGUCGGCUCCUCCAUGGAAGGUACUGUCCUACUCCAUGGAUUUCUAGUCCUCAUCUCCAGACUGCUUUCCUUAGCUUUUUUGGGAGAGCUCCUCAAGUUACCUACAGACGACAUCUCUUCUGUACGCCUGAUGGUGGAACAAUUGCUUUGGACUGGCUGUUACAUUCAGAUGUUGUGGAUGGUGCCUCCCAAAUGACUGAUGCUGCUCUAAAAGAUGAUAGGACUCCAGUUUUGAUUGUGAUCCCUGGCUUAACUAGUGAUUCUGCUUCUUCUUAUGUCAAGCAUCUAGCGUUCAGGAUGGCAAGACGGGGUUGGGAUGUUGUUGUGAGUAAUCAUCGUGGACUUGGAGGUGUAUCAAUAACUUCUGGUUGCUUUUAUAAUGGUGGAUGGACAGAAGAUAUACGGAAAGUUGUUGAACAUAUACAUUGUCAACAUCCAGAAGCUCCUAUAUUUGCUGUUGGAACAAGCCUUGGUGCCAACAUUCUGGUAAAAUAUCUUGGAGAAGAUGGGGCUAAUGUUCCUCUUGUUGGAGCUGCUGCUGUCUGCUCUCCCUGGGACCUUUUGAUAUGUGACAGGUUCCUUAACCGCAAGCUUGUGCAGAAGGUUUAUAACAGAAUUUUGACGGUUGGCCUACAAGGUUAUGCACAAUUGCAUCAGUCAAUCAUGUCUUGCUUUGUAGAUUGGGAAGGCCUUCAAAAGUCAAACUCUGUUCGGGAAUUUGACAACCAUUCCACCCGCAUUCUUGCUAAAUGUGAGACUGUAGAUACAUAUUAUAGGCGUGCAAGUAGUGUUCCCUAUGUGCAAAAUGUAUCAGUGCCUCUCCUUUGCAUCAGUGCUUUGGAUGAUCCUGUGGCCACAAGGGAAGCUAUUCCAUGGGAUGAAUGUAGGGCAAAUAAGAACAUCAUCCUAGCUACUACAACACAUGGGGGACAUCUUGGUUUCUACGAAGGGCUGACUGCAGCGAGUGUGUGGUGGGUGAGAGCUGUUGAUGAAUUCUUCAGUGUUCUUCUUUCUAGCCCAGUUAUGAACAGGAGAAACAAGGAGCAAAGUUCUUCUACCUUGCCCGUAAUGGAAUCAUUAAUCGAUCAGGAGCCUUUUAUGACCGUCAAGGAAGAUGCAAUGGUGACCACAGCAGGCAAUGAACCAAGAGACACCGCACAAGAAGACAUUGAUACUGAGCAUUUAGUUCAGCAUGGAAAGGAUGAAGACACUGUUUUUGAUGAAGGAACAAGACAUGGCUCCGAACACAAAACACCCUUGGAGAAUGACCUCAUGCAGCAACCAGAACAAAGUACAGAGGAUAUGAUUGUUCCUAUUGGAAGACGCAUUGAUCAGCUUGCCCGACAGAGUAGGCAAUCAAUCUGGCUGCUUGCAUAUAUUGCCAUCGCAACAACUUGGCCACUGCUUGGUCCCGCUCUUUUGGUCCUCAAGAGAAGGUUGAAAAACAGAGGACUGGCAAGAUUCUUUAGGCAGUAGAACUUACUCUAAUUGCAACAAUUCUGAUCAUAAGAUACUGUAUUUGGAUCAGCAGUCCCCUUAAUUACCUGGAUGUUAUGGCGCAGAUCUUGAAAUGCCUAAAAUGAAUUUUCCUAGAAAGAAACAGCUUUUGACUUUUGAGGAUAACUAAUAAUGAGGUGGUGUAAAAUUAAUAGUCACUUUUAGA
Molecule: messenger RNA, 1951 nt
Organism: Rubroshorea leprosula
Lineage: Eukaryota; Viridiplantae; Streptophyta; Magnoliopsida; Malvales; Dipterocarpaceae
Source: the annotation of a GenBank genome assembly